UACAGCAACCAGCAGAGGGCGCCAGGUAAUCCUCACUUUCAAACCAACGAUAAGUCCUCCACGUAGUAGACUCGCAGUGACUGGCUGUACUGUUGGCUUCCUCUUUAUGGUGAGCACUUUCUGCAACCUGUGGGGAUGAUGGCUGCAGCGCUACAGUUCCAGCUUCAUGUGCCUUUCCCCUGCUCCAGAGAAGCCCAGAUCGCCCACGACUCAUUGAGCCCCGACGCAGAACCAAGGAAGGGAGGCGUGAGCAAGACUCUGAGCGUCACAGACAACGUCCUCCAUGUACAGUGGCGCGCAGACGAAGCUCGUAUCCUCCGGGUGUCUGUCGGCUCCUUCCUGGAACACCUCUCCCUCGUGGUGCAGACAAUGGCCAGAUUUGGACCAGCGCUGCCAGGACCCCUGACGUCCUGAAGAACUUUACAUCCUUUUGUGGGAUAGGUAACGCCUGUAUACUGGACCGGACCCUUCAUGCUGCAUUAUAUUACUGCACCAAUCUCUUUGUAGUCUGUUUUAUACAAAAUAAAUGUCUUCUGGACAAUAGAUUGUA
This is a messenger RNA of Bufo gargarizans (Asiatic toad), 550 nucleotides long. RefSeq names its product L antigen family member 3 (gene LAGE3). Gene Ontology annotation, cellular component: EKC/KEOPS complex. The record is from RefSeq and is a predicted model, not a curated record. The transcript has 3 exons. NCBI's taxonomy places the organism in Eukaryota, Metazoa, Chordata, Amphibia, Anura, Bufonidae. The coding region runs from base 136 to 414 and encodes 92 amino acids.